UCAAAUUCGAAUCAAAAAAGGGGGCAAUGAGUGCGAGUGCGGAUCGCCACGCGUAGUCCACGAUCCGCAGUCGAUGCGCUCGGUGGUGUUCCAGUGCCAGUGCCAGGUCCCGCUUCCGCUUCCCCAAAUAGCUUAGCUAUAGCUAACCCACAUCCGCCGCCGACCGCUCGAAGUCCACCGAUUUGAAUACCCAUCAACCUUUUGGUGACCCGCGUCGGCUGUCGUCAUGGAGGUAUUUCUGCGUCUAAUGGCCUUUAUUCUAAAUGCCUUUGGCAUAUUGGUGACCAAAAUUCUGGACCUUACGAUGGGCCCUCGAAAGCCCAAGUAUCCAGGCAUCCGUAAUCCUCUGCUGAACAAAUCGGUGGUCGAACUGGUUACCCAAUUGCGACGCAACGAGAUAACAUCGGUGGAGCUGGUUAGUGCCUAUAUUGAAAGGAUACGCGAGGUUAAUCCCUCCCUGAAUGCAGUUGUCGAGGAUCGGUAUGAGGCUGCACUGCAGGAUGCCAAAUUAGCGGACGAGCUUAUCGCUAAGGCAAAGUCUGAUUUCGACAGAGUGGCUCUUUAUACCAAGUAUCCUAUUCUGGGUGUUCCCUUCACAGCCAAGGAAUCGUGCGGCGUUAAAGGAAUGUCCUAUGCGGUGGGCAGUCUGGCUCGGAAGACCAUGAAAUCGCCCAAGGAUGGCGACGUGGUGGAACUUGUCCGUGCCGCCGGUGGCAUUCCCCUUUUAGUUUCUGCCAAUCCUGAGUUUUGCAUGAGCUUCGAGACGAGCAACAAUAUCUACGGUAGAACUCUGAAUCCGUACGACUUGCGACGCACUUCUGCGGGUUCAUCGGGCGGUGAGGGUUCGUUGAAUGGUGCGGGCGCCUCCACUUUUGGAGUAUGCUCUGACAUCAGCGGCUCCAUCCGGUUGCCGGCCAUGUUCUGCGGAGUAUUCGGACACAAGCCCACUGGUGGAUUGACCUCGGUUAAGGGCCACUUCCCGUACUCCUUAACAGACCCGAAGUUCGCCAAGAUGUUGCAGGUGGGUCCGAUCACGAGGUUCGCCCGGGACUUGCCCCUGCUGCUGGAGAUCAUGGCGGGGGAUAAUAAGCACAAACUGAACAUGACGGAACCAGUGACCCUCAAGGAAAUGAAGGUCUACUACGCCUACGGCUACUCGGGCUUCAACUGUCUCACCCAUCCAGUGGUGGACUCCGAGAUUCAAUGGGCCAUCACGAGAGCCGUCCAGUGCCUUGAAAAAGGUGGUGUUCAAUCCAAAAAGUUGGAUCUCAAAUUCUUUAGCAAUUCUCUGGAGAUUGGUUUGGUGGGACUAGUGGAUCUAAAGGGUUUACCCAGCAUUGUGACCCAGCGGGCGGAUCGCGAUCCCUCCAUGCGCCUUCUGCUGAUAGAGCUCUUCAACAGUAUCAUCGGGCACUCGAUUUUCACUAAGGAGGCCAUGUUCCUUGAGGUGAUGAAGCGAUUCAAUGGUCUAAUGGCCUCUGGAAACAUGGGGCAGUAUCGGGAGGAAGUACAAAAGAUCAAGACCCACUUGAAUCAACUCCUGGGCAACCGUGGAGUCCUGAUCGUGCCCACCUUCCACACGAGCGCCCUCUGCUUCCACACAUCGCUGGUGAAUGUGACGGGGAUCGACCAUAUGCUGCUCUUCAACAUCCUAGGCCUGCCCGCCACCCAUGUACCCAUGGGUCUUAAUCAGCGGGGACUACCAAUUGGACUGCAGGUGGUGGCCGGCCAGUAUCAGGACAAGCUCUGCCUGAAGGUCGCCGCAGAGCUAGAGGCCGUAUUCCACGGCUGGGUGCCGCCAGUGCCACAUGAAGUAAAGACCAAGUAAAAAUUAUCAGGAUCAUCCUAAUUCAGGUUAAAGGUAGAAUUAAUUGGAAAUUAGUAGUUCAUUUAUACAAAGUUGAAGUUACAAUCGCAUAUCAAAUAAAAAUUGUGUGUAUUUAUA
Molecule: messenger RNA, 1945 nt
Organism: Drosophila kikkawai
Lineage: Eukaryota; Metazoa; Arthropoda; Insecta; Diptera; Drosophilidae
Product: fatty-acid amide hydrolase 2-B
Cellular component (GO): endomembrane system
Source: RefSeq, a predicted model, not a curated record